AUGACAUGACUUCUUUUUGUCCGAGCCACUUGAUAAAUAUAUAGUAAUAAGAACUUUAUUUCUUUUAUGCACUAAUCACAAUGAUUGAGUUCUACAAUCUAAAGCUGUGCUGGGUUUUGUCAGCUUCAUUUGGAUUUCAAAAUGACUUCAGCUUCCGGUUAUAUCUUCUUGAGUUGCAAAAAUAUAGAAAUUGUGGUAUGUAGGUCCAUAUUUCAAAUACUUCACAAUCAAGAUAUUAAUGGACUAGAUGUUUGCUGCCUGUUCUAGUACUCCCCCCACGGUUCUCUCUCCCUUAAUCAUCCUGAUUCUCUCAUUGCCUAUAAAACUCCAACUUUGACAUGAUCAUUUCUACGUGCUUCAACCAGAGUAGUUGUUCAAAGGUGCAGAAGAUCAUGAGUGGAACAAGCUUCCCCAAUGCCUCUAAUGCUAUAGCUGGGUUAAUACCUAGUGGGAACCAUCACCAAACAAAGAGGAAUGAUACAUGCUGCUACUUUCAGAUGCCACUUCACUAUCCGAGGUACAAGAAGAGUGACUACGAGAACAUACCGGAGUCGCAGCUGGAUUGCCUGCUCAAAGAGUAUGGACUGCCCGCUGUUGGAGAUGUCAACCAAAAGAGGAAGUUUGCAAUUGGAGCCUUCCUCUGGCCUUCCCAGGAUGAAUAGAAGUUCCAACAUCUUUGCCUCCAUUUUUUUUGUUUCAGUAUGAAAAUUACCAUGCCUACUUAUAUUUGUCAAUCGUAAAGUAUAUAUCAUUCUAUAACUGGUCAAAAUAUUUUGUAAUCUUGAAGUGGCUUUCAGAGUAUUCAUUACUUAUACAAUUUUGAAUUAUCAUUAAUUACCACUUUAAUGUAA
This is a messenger RNA of Durio zibethinus, 851 nucleotides long. RefSeq lists its product as uncharacterized. NCBI's taxonomy places the organism in Eukaryota, Viridiplantae, Streptophyta, Magnoliopsida, Malvales, Malvaceae. The record is from RefSeq and is a predicted model, not a curated record.